AUGUAUUGCUUAUCCUUUGUCGGAAUGUUCACCAUAGUCUUUUCUAUGUACCUUCUCUUGACUGUUCCCACCAAACUGACUCCCUUCACGCGGUUUGUCAUUCACGGACAUGAUUUGAUCACUGGCUUCGCCCAACUCUUUGGUACCCUUGGAGUACAAGCGCACAUCAUAUUCCCUUGUGCUAGUGGCUAUACCACAGGCUUAUUCACUCAAUUAAGAAUUUUAAGUACCUUAAACCAGACCUGGGUGCAAGUUGCUCUUAUUGCUGGUAACCAACUAUUUUUGAAAAUGCGUAUGAAUUAG
This is a messenger RNA of Auanema sp. JU1783, 303 nucleotides long. NCBI's taxonomy places the organism in Eukaryota, Metazoa, Nematoda, Chromadorea, Rhabditida, Rhabditidae. The record is from the annotation of a GenBank genome assembly.